AUGGAAGCCACGUAUCAAAUGCCUGCCGGGUCUCUCCCGGGACAGCAUGCAUACUACUUCUACAAUCCAGAGGCAGCCAGCCAAUGCCCGCCUCAUGGAACGCCAUAUGUCGCCCAUCAGGCAGAAAUGCCUGCCUUCCAAGGCCCGAUGCCCGUCUACCAACAUCAACAACAGCACUUCUUCGCUGCCCACGCACAGAUGGGCCUCAAGAACCCCAUGCACGCUGCUCACCAAAUGAGUCUGACGCCGAUUGCUUCUCCACAGCCCACGAGUCUGAAGCCCUCGAUCAUAAUGCAGCAGGGUUCUCCGGCGCUGCUGCCGCUGGACACCCGCUAUGUCAGCACUGAUUUCUAUAGCUUUCCUUCGACUCCUCCGCUGUCGUCGGCGGCGAGCAGCAUCAGCAGCCCGCCGUCGACGUGCGGCAUGAUCCACACGCCUGUGAACGGGUCCUUUGGCCUGGAGAGUAUGGAGGGCGUCAAGGAAGGCUGUGAAUCCGAGGUCCACGCCGAGCUUCUUGCGAAGCCCGACUGGGGCCACUCCAAUUCUCCCCCGCUCACGCCUGAUAUACAUCUUGCUGAGAGUACGGCAGCGGCUGACCAAUCACAAGUGUUUAUCCACCCGCCGUCGGCGGCCGCCAGCCAAGCCGAGCUGCUCCUCUCCUGCCCAUCCCUGUCGCCGUCUCCCUCGCCCGGUCCUUCCGGCCUGCUCACGCCUCACUCCGUCUCGUUCCCAGCAGAGCCCGUGAGCUCCGACUUCUGCGAUCCCCGUCAGUUGACUGUCGACUGUGCCGCCACCGCUGCUCGCCAGGCUCCUGCCGACCUGCCCCCCUUGCCUACGCUGAGCUCCGUCGACGAGGACGAGCAGAAGUUGAUCCUGGGCAGCGGGAAUCUGACGCUCUCGUCCAAUGAAGCUACGCCGACAUCCUUUGCCAGCUGUGCCGAAGCCACCCUGCCCACUCUGCCCAGAUUCGACUCCUUCUCCGACUUGGAUUCCGACGAGGAGUUUGUGACCGGCAUUGCUGCUGACUUCACCCCUUCGGCCCCCAGCACGUUCUUCCUCGGCGACAAGAGACAACGCGUGGGAGCCUACGUACUGGAUGAAGACGAGUUCCUCAGCGAGCAUAGUUUCGACGACCUGGAUGAGGACGACGUUUUCAUGCGGUCGGGCCUGCCCACUGUGAUUGUCGAAGAGGUGUCACAGAGCGAGGACAACUGCAGUAGUGACUAUUCUUCGGCUGCUGACAUGAAGACCAAGAAGCGCAGCGGAGCUUCGUCGAGGAAGUCCGUCCAGAAGAAACUAUCGACCUCCGAUGACGAAUCCUCCAACUCCUCGCUUGGGCACCAAGUGCCUGCUGACAGCCGGGGCAACCACGGCCAGAGCCAGAGCAGCUCGAACCAGAGCAAUGGAUCCGCAAACAGCGCGAAGACAGACGACUCGGCGGCAGCGACUGCUUCGGGUAAAUCCGAAUCUUCCUCAUCGGCGCAGGCGCCAGUGAGUCGUCGCGGCCGCAAGCAGUCUUUGACUGACGACCCUUCCAAGACAUUUGUGUGCACAUUGUGCUCGCGCAGAUUCCGUCGCCAGGAACAUUUGAAGCGUCAUUACCGCUCCCUUCACACGCAGGACAAGCCAUUUGAGUGCAACGAGUGCGGAAAGAAAUUUUCGCGUAGUGACAAUCUGGCUCAACACGCUCGGACACAUGGCAAUGGUGCUGUGGUCAUGGGCGUUUUGGAUCCUAGUGAAGUCUCCACCCCGCCAACCACGGCCCAGCAGAUGUAUGAGGAAGAUGCGGGCGUAUUGGGUGCUGUGCUCUAUGAAGCGGCCAAUGCUGCUGCCACCCAAUCCACAACGAGUGAGUCGGGGUCAAGUGUCGAUUCGGAUUCUCCAGAAUCUGAAGAUCAUCGAUUAAGUCUCAAGAAGCGCAAGCGAGACGAGUCUGCAUAA
Molecule: messenger RNA, 1941 nt
Organism: Talaromyces atroroseus
Lineage: Eukaryota; Fungi; Ascomycota; Eurotiomycetes; Eurotiales; Trichocomaceae
Exons: 2
Coding region: 1-1941 (646 amino acids)
Source: RefSeq, a predicted model, not a curated record